Messenger RNA from Dermacentor silvarum, 327 nucleotides. RefSeq names its product leucine-rich melanocyte differentiation-associated protein-like. The coding region runs from base 1 to 327 and encodes 108 amino acids. The record is from RefSeq and is a predicted model, not a curated record. The transcript is spliced from 2 exons. Gene Ontology annotation, biological process: melanocyte differentiation. NCBI's taxonomy places the organism in Eukaryota, Metazoa, Arthropoda, Arachnida, Ixodida, Ixodidae.
AUGUGGUACCGCUACUACGUGAUCCACAAGCUCCGGCAGCUCAAGUUCCUCGACUCCCGCGCCGUGACCAGCGCCGAGCGGGCCGAGGCUCGGCGCGUGGGCGCCUUCAUGCGGGUCGCCCGACCGCCGCUACACGUCGGGGGAUCGGUGCCCUGGGCCGACGGCGGCUCGGACUCGGAGGCGGACGCCUACCGGUACACGCCGCUGCCGCCGAUACCCACGCACGGCAUCGGCCGGCAGCGCAAGACCGUCUACGGCAUGCUCAAGUACAAGUACACCGGCAAGCACUCCGAAGGGAACCGCUUCAUCCGCAACGAAGAGCUCUGA